UUCCCAAGCAGCGCAGACAGCCGGGGGGAAGCACAGGGAGGGAGUCACGGGCAGGACUACUACUCCUGAGGAUCCAGGAAAGUGUGUGAGGAGGAGGAGGAGGAUGAGGAGAGUGCGCCGUGUGAGCAGUGAGCGCGCUGUCUGCUGCUAGGUGCGGGCUCUGCAUGGCAAGGAUUCGCCCUCUUCCCCUUCUGGUCAAGGCGGCUUCUUCCUGAUCUGGACCUAUAUAAAGGUGGAUGUGAGGCAAGCUUCUGCUGUCAGCGCUGCGGCACACACCCUGGACGAGGACAAGAUUGCUAGGCGUUUGGAAGUUUGCCACAUUUAGCCAUUAUCAUGUUGGGAACAAGGAAAAUAUCGAUCUUCUCUCCUGGAUUUUAUCUACUUGUUUUUGUGCCUCUGUUGUGCCAUGUGGGAACUAUAUAUGGUCAAACCACCCCUUCUCCUGAAAAUUACACUAAAGAUCCUUGCACUGGUACCUAUUAUUGUAAAGAAGGGGUCAUUUUACCUAUCUGGGAGCCACAGAACCCAUCCUAUGGUGAUAAAAUUGCAAGAGCUACGGUCUAUUUUGUGGCUAUGGUCUACAUGUUCCUAGGUGUAUCGAUCAUAGCUGAUCGUUUCAUGUCCUCCAUUGAAGUAAUCACAUCUCAAGAGAAAGAGAUAACUAUCAAGAAACCAAAUGGUGAAACUACAAAGACAACAGUGAGGAUAUGGAAUGAGACUGUGUCCAACUUGACCCUUAUGGCUCUUGGUUCGUCUGCUCCUGAAAUUCUUCUUUCUGUGAUUGAAGUAUGCGGCCACAACUUUCAGGCUGGAGACCUUGGUCCCAGCACAAUUGUGGGCAGUGCUGCUUUCAAUAUGUUCAUCAUUAUUGCUCUUUGCGUCUAUGUGGUACCUGAUGGAGAAGUCAGGAGGAUUAAGCAUCUUCGAGUCUUCUUUGUCACCGCAGCCUGGAGCAUAUUUGCCUACACUUGGCUGUAUAUGAUCUUGUCUGUUAUUUCACCUGGUAUUGUAGAAGUCUGGGAAGGUUUACUCACUUUUUUCUUCUUUCCUAUCUGUGUUUUGUUUGCCUGGGUCGCAGACAGAAGGUUGCUGUUUUACAAAUAUGUCUAUAAGAGAUACCGGGCUGGAAAGCAGAGGGGAAUGAUCAUUGAAACAGAAGGAGAUAGACCAUCCUCCAAAGGUGAUAUUGAGAUGGAUGGUAAGGCUCUGAACUCUCACACAGAAAACUUUAUUGAUGGCUCUUUAAAUCUUCAAAUUGAUGAAAAGGACCAAGAUGAUGAGGAAGCAAGAAGAGAAAUGGCUCGGAUUUUGAAGGAACUGAAACAAAAACACCCUGAGAAAGAAAUGGAGCAGUUGAUUGAGCUGGCUAACUAUCAAGUUUUAAGCCAGCAGCAAAAAAGCAGAGCAUUUUACCGCAUCCAAGCUACACGUUUGAUGACUGGUGCUGGCAAUAUUUUAAAAAGGCAUGCAGCAGAUCAAGCAAGGAAAGCUGUCAGUAUGCAUGAGGUUAAUAAUGACAUUGUAGAAAAUGAUCCAGUCAGCAAGAUUUACUUUGAGCAAGCAACUUACCAGUGCCUAGAGAACUGUGGAACAGUGGCACUAACAAUUGUUCGCCGGGGCGGUGAUUUAACCAACACAGUGUUCGUGGACUUCAGAACAGAAGAUGGCACAGCAAAUGCUGGAUCUGAUUAUGAAUUUACAGAAGGAAUGGUUGUGUUCAAGCCCGGUGAGACACAAAAAGAGAUUAAGGUUGGCAUUAUUGAUGACGACAUCUUUGAAGAAGAUGAAAACUUUCUGGUCCAUCUUAGCAACAUACGAGUUAACUCUGAAACCACAGACGUAAAUUUCGAGUCCAAUCACGUAACAUCACUUGCAUGUCUUGGAUCACCCUCAACAACAACAGUUACCAUCUUUGAUGAUGAUCAUGCUGGUAUCUUUACCUUUGAGGAGCCAAAUACCCAUGUAAGUGAGAGUGUUGGCAUCAUGGAAGUGAAAGUUCUGAGAACCUCUGGAGCUCGAGGAACUGUAAUUGUUCCCUACAAAACUGUUGAGGGCACAGCAAGAGGUGGUGGCGAAGACUUUGAAGAUACAUGUGGACGACUGGAGUUCCAAAAUGAUGAGAUUGUCAAAACCAUAUCAGUGAAAGUAAUUGAUGAUGAGGAAUAUGAGAAAAACAAGACCUUCUUCCUUGAGAUUGGGGAGCCUCGUCUGAUGGAGAUGAGUGAGAAGAAAGCCCUGUUAUUGAAUGAGCUUGGUGACUUUACCAUUACAGGGAAAGUGCUGUUUGGUAAAGCGGUCUACAGGAGGGUUCAAUCUAGAGACCAUCCUAUGCCAUCGUCAGUAAUCACCUUUACAGAAGAAGAUGAGGUUAAACAGCCACUCACUAGUAAAGAAGAGGAGGAGCGACGUAUAGCUGAAAUGGGCCGACCUGUGCUGGGAGAACACACAAAACUUGAAAUAAUUAUUGAAGAAUCAUACGAGUUCAAGAGCACUGUGGACAAACUGAUUAAGAAGACAAAUCUUGCUCUGGUGGUCGGAACGAACAGCUGGAGAGAGCAGUUCAUUGAGGCCAUUACAGUCAGUGCUGGGGAUGAUGAUGAUGAUGACGAAUGUGGAGAAGAAAAACUGCCAUCUUGCUUCGACUAUGUGAUGCAUUUUCUGACCGUCUUCUGGAAAGUUCUGUUCGCCUUUGUCCCUCCAACGGAGUACUGGAAUGGUUGGGCCUGUUUUAUUGUGUCCAUUUCAAUGAUUGGUCUCCUCACAGCAUUCAUUGGAGAUUUAGCUUCGCAUUUUGGUUGUACUAUCGGCUUGAAGGAUUCUGUUACUGCAGUCGUUUUUGUGGCUCUGGGAACAUCGGUACCUGAUACUUUUGCAAGCAAAGUGGCAGCUAUCCAGGAUCAAUAUGCUGAUGCCUCCAUAGGUAAUGUCACCGGUAGCAACGCUGUGAAUGUUUUCCUGGGGAUUGGCGUGGCAUGGUCCAUUGCUGCCAUUUACCAUACAGCUCGUGGAGAGGUGUUUAGAGUCAAUCCUGGCACGCUGGCUUUCUCCGUCACUCUUUUCACCAUAUUUGCAUUCAUAAACGUUGGUGUCCUGCUCUACAGACGACGGCCUGAAAUUGGUGGUGAGCUGGGUGGGCCGCGGACUGCCAAGCUUCUUACAUCGGCCCUCUUUUCUCUCCUGUGGCUCUUGUACAUUUUCUUCUCAUCUCUGGAAGCCUAUUGCCACAUACAAGGCUUCUAAAUAAACACUCCAAGAUAGUAAAUAUAUAAAUAUAUAUAAAUAUAUGUAGAAUGAACAGAGGAAAAAAAAGAGACAUUGCCAUUUCCACUUACCUGCUGAUGGAAUGCGACUGUAAAAGCAUUCCUUUUAAUGGGUAGGAGCAAGAAUUUAAGGUUUCUUACCUGGGGGCAUCAUGUUGAACUAGGCAUUGAUGCAGGGACAUCUUUGCAACUGUACCUAAAACAGUGUACUAUAAAUGUUUGACUACUUUUAUUUUUGAAAUGACUAAUCUGAAUGCUACUUGGGCCUUUUUGUUAUAAUGUAAAGAUGCCGGAAUUACUAGUAACUAUUUUUCUGUUGAUGUUAUUGGGGAGAGAGAGGGGUGAAAGUCUGGAAGAGAAACCUUUCUGAUAUUCCAAUAGCCAUUGUCAAAAGUUAAUUGAACCAAGUGGCAAAUGGAGAAGUAGUAUGCCAGCAAGACGUUCAUGAGUUGAAAUUGAUUACUCUACAGUGUAUCUCAAGGGCAUUUGACUCUACCGUGCUCUGUUAGCUUCAUGUGUGGACCUGAAAUGGGUAAAUGAAUCCAACCAAACAAGAAGCCUUCUCCUCUCCAACUAACUGUUGCAUUGUAACUAGCAUGUGUUUCUCCCUGUUCUAAGUCACCAAACUACAACCAGUCUUUCCUGUUUGUGCUUUGCCUACAUAAAAUGACCCUAUUAGAAGCCCCUAUGCCGGUCUAGGCAAAUUGUCUGCUGUUGCUUAGACGACAUCCAGAGCCAUCCAUGCAAGAGUCUUCUGGGCACCUAUCCAACCAUAACCAUAGUCAUGUCUUGGAAUGUCUUUGUUCUUAUGUGUACUGUUGUGCAUGAAUGAAAAGUAUUUGUGUAUGCUAUAGCUUAGCGAUUUUCCCCAUUAACCAAUGUUGAUUGAAUGUGAAAGACAUGAAUGUGUUUUGUUUUAGUUUUUUUCCUCUCGUUACAUGUUUGGUUUUUUUUUUUGUAAGUUUUUCGGUGGUUGCUUUGUGUAUUGAGUAAUAGAGACAACCUCUGUAAAUUCAGCAUAGUUCUGUACAAAGUACAGUAUGGCAGCAUACAACUAAUGAAGGAUGUAAAAGCCUCUCUAUUUGCAUUGCCCAUUGAAAGGUUUAGUAUGGGUCUCAUUCAGAUAUUUAAAUACCAAAAAUGUGCCUAGGAAAUUAUAGAAUUAUUUAAGGAAGUAUUUAUUAGAAUUUAUAUAUUUUACAAUAACUAAUAGAGGCUGUGGAUCGCUACUAGUGGAUUACAUGUUAGACAUAUCACACAUUGCAUUAUUAUUAUAGCACAUUUUCCACAAUUAUUUUUGUUUUCAAAAAGCAGUGCCAUUUCCUUGUAGUUAAAACUGGAUUUUUUUUAAUAGAAUUUCUAAAGGGAAUGAAUGGGUCCGAAGCCUUAAGUAGCCAUCAUAAGUAUGCUUUGGUCUCAGCUUUCUUAUUAGAAAUAGGUGGUUUUCAGUAUCAGAUUUGUAAUAUCUGAUUUUAUAUAUAUAUAUAUAUAUAUAUAUAUAUAUAUAUAUAUAUAUCAUGCAGCUUAGAUACAACACUUUUAACUAUUUUGAAGUCCAGUUUGAAAGUGCAGCGAAAGUAUGAUUUUGUUGCCAAAAAUUGCAUUAUCAGAUUACUAGCACAAUGUUGAUAAGUCUGCAUUGGAUGUAUACCAAGGGAAGGUUUGCCAUAGAUAUAUUAUUGCAAGAAGUCUGUUGAGUCCCUGCCGUGCACUGUAACAAGCCAAAUAAUUAGCAUUAUGAAUCUGACCUUGGAGUGCUCCUGCGGUCGAAAAAACUACUACGCUUUACACAUAGACCAUGCCAUGCUUACCAUAUGAUGUACUGGUGACUAACUGCACCAAUCUGGACCUCUUUACAAAAACGGUAUCAUUAGUAGAUGCUUUAUAUGCUUUCAUCCUCCAUAGCUUAGCCUGAUUGUCAACAGCUAUGUUUGACCUACGUUAAUUAGAUGAUUGAUACAAAUAACUGCAAAAAUACAUAGAAGUUAUAUUUAGUGGUGCUUCAAGCUACAAUAUCAAGUUGUAACUUGAGACCAUAAUUCUAUGGAAAACUAGUAACUGGUAUCCGAAGCCCCAGAAAUAUCUUCUCAAAUUAAAAGAAUAAUGUCGAUUAAAAGCUGAUGGAAGUUUAUAUAAUUACUUUCUUUAUUGAAAACAGGAGCUUCUUCAGGAUCCAUUAGAGUAAUAAUAACUUGAGGCCAUUAUCACCUUUUGUCCUGGCAAAGGUGGAGAGUAAUACAGUACAUACUGAACACGUACAUGAAUGUACUGCACCUCAGAAAGCGGGUACUAGACAAUCAAUAGAUGCACUUUGGUAAUACAGAGCCACCCUCUUGCACCUUAAAGUGAUGUGUGAAUUUACUGGCAUUCAACCAAUGAAAUACCGACUCUGAAUGGAUCUUCCAGCCAAUCAUAAACCCUGUAGAUUGAUAGUAUCUUUGACAUUGUAAUUUCAAUGUCAUUUUUUUGUUACAGUGGCCCAGAAAAGGUCAUAUUGUACCCUGAGGCCAUUGUAAGGGCCUUUUGUACACGGGUCUAGGAUCGGGAUAGUUAUUUGGGAUGAACAGUCUUAUGAACGCUCAAUCGCGAUAAUUUUCCUAUGUAAAGGUGCCGUCGAUCCCUCGACGAACGAGCUUACACUCAGGAGCUGGCAUCUUUCAUGCCAGACCUAAAAUCAUUGUAUAAACAGGAAUGUACUGCCAACAAGUAAUGAACCUGUAUGAGAAUAGCGAAGCGAUCAUUCAUUCCCAUACAGAGGAGAUGAAUGAGCGGCACGAUUGGUUCUUUCCCAGGUGCUGCCCUAUCCAUCAGCCCAUGUAAAUAGGUCCUAAGAUUCAAAAUGAAUUGACUCCUUGGUAUGGUAAGACGCUUCUGCCACCUUUCAUCCCACUACUAACCACAAAGUUACAAUUUCCUCUGAAAAGUUUGAACACUACGUCAAAUGCAGCUUUAUGUGUCGACAGCGUAUCGACCAUUCUGCAAGAUUUCUGUAGCAAAUGGUACCUGUGUAAAAUCCCAUUUCUUUAGCAAAAAAAUUUGGAAUUCUAUCGUUGGCACAUUUUUACGCACAAUUUUUAGAACCAUGUAAUAAAUGAUUAAACGUUCUGUUUUUUAUUCAGCUGCAAAUAACUGCCUGAA
This is a messenger RNA of Bufo bufo (common toad), 6398 nucleotides long. RefSeq names its product solute carrier family 8 member A1 (gene SLC8A1). Gene Ontology annotation, molecular function: calcium:sodium antiporter activity. The transcript has 11 exons. Gene Ontology annotation, cellular component: sarcolemma; axon; postsynapse. The coding region runs from base 334 to 3240 and encodes 968 amino acids. Lineage: Eukaryota; Metazoa; Chordata; Amphibia; Anura; Bufonidae. Gene Ontology annotation, biological process: calcium ion import across plasma membrane; cell communication; sodium ion transmembrane transport. The record is from RefSeq and is a predicted model, not a curated record.